Cylicostephanus goldi is the source of this 465-nucleotide messenger RNA. NCBI's taxonomy places the organism in Eukaryota, Metazoa, Nematoda, Chromadorea, Rhabditida, Strongylidae. The record is from the annotation of a GenBank genome assembly.
AUGUUGACACCACGUUCGGUGAAUUCGUACAACAACGAUGGUCACUGCUAUUCUGCAUCUCCUGGAGAGUUUACGGAUUACCAGCUUCCUGAAUCUUAUGCAGAUGUUCAUCACAUGACCGACAUGGUCCCUAAAUGUGUGGAUAAUACUAAAUCUGAAGAAGAGGCUCCUCUUGAGACUAAGAAUGUUCCAUAUGUCCUUUCUAGUCAAGAGAAAGUGGAUUUUUUGAAAAAAUGUUGUGCUUCACCGGUUUUACGUUUUAUUCUACAUCUUCUCGUCAAUCCACGGCAGGAAGGCUUGGUGUCAUGGCAUGGUGGUCCGUAUGGAGUGAAAAUUUGGAACACUAGGAAAUUCACGGAACUCUAUAAUGCUGCCAUGGGAGCCAGGGGAUCCGUUUAUGGAAGCGGAGAAAACAAGGCGAAUAUUCAUUCUUUCCCUGUUACACUGGGCAUGGGUAAGGAUUGA